Molecule: messenger RNA, 549 nt
Organism: Iphiclides podalirius (scarce swallowtail)
Lineage: Eukaryota; Metazoa; Arthropoda; Insecta; Lepidoptera; Papilionidae
Source: the annotation of a GenBank genome assembly
AUGAUUAAAUUAUUUUCCCUAAAGCAACAAAAAAAAGAUGAAGAGGGUUCUGCAAGAGCUGGAGGUUCACAAAAAAAGGCAUCCGCAGCACAAUUGCGAAUCACCAAGGAUUUGAAUGAACUGAAUCUGCCUAAAACAUGUAAUACAGAAUUCCCAGAUCCUGAUGAUUUGCUUAAUUUUAAACUAAUAAUAUGCCCUGAUGAAGGAUUCUAUAGAGGAGGACGAUUUGUUUUUAGUUUUAAGGUAGGUCCCAACUACCCUCAUGAACCACCUAAAGUAAAAUGUGAAACAGCAGUUUACCAUCCUAAUAUAGACUUGGAAGGAAAUGUGUGUCUCAAUAUACUGAGGGAAGACUGGAAACCAGUGCUAACAGUGAACUCUAUAGUUUAUGGACUACAAUAUCUGUUUUUGGAACCAAAUCCUGAAGACCCUCUAAAUAAGGAAGCGGCAGAUGAGCUCCAGAGCAACCGAAGAUUGUUCGAACAACACGUGCAGAGAGCUAUGCGUGGCGGUUACGUUGGAGCUUCGUACUUCGAACGGUGUCUCAAG